AUCGGUCUUCCUUCACUCUCUCUCUCUCGCCUUUGUUUCGUUUUUUCUCCAAUCCCAAUCGAGAACUGAUUAGAUAAAUCAAUCAUGGCACUUCUGGAGGGAUUUUACAGAGUGAUCAUGCGCCGUAACUCCGUCUACGUCUCCUUCAUCAUCGCCGGCGCUUUCUUCGGCGAAAGGGCUGUGGAUUACGGUGUUCACAAGCUUUGGGAAAGCAAAAAUGUUGGGAAACGGUAUGAAGACAUCUCUGUGUUGGGUCAAAGGCCUAUUGAAGAAUGAGAUUUUCUCCUUUGUUGUUGUUUUGCACUUGCGAAGUUUCUUUCUUCUUUUGUUAAAUAAAUAUCAUUGGAAUGAUGAUUUCCAUAUACUUUCACCUAAAGCUGCUAUUUGAUUCUGAUUAAUUAAAAGUUGUUUUUCUGCAAUAAUUAAUUAGAGAGUGCUU
Eruca vesicaria subsp. sativa (arugula) is the source of this 439-nucleotide messenger RNA. NCBI's taxonomy places the organism in Eukaryota, Viridiplantae, Streptophyta, Magnoliopsida, Brassicales, Brassicaceae. The record is from the annotation of a GenBank genome assembly.